This is a messenger RNA of Sodiomyces alkalinus F11, 1382 nucleotides long. RefSeq lists its product as hypothetical. The record is from RefSeq and is a predicted model, not a curated record. The transcript has a single exon. NCBI's taxonomy places the organism in Eukaryota, Fungi, Ascomycota, Sordariomycetes, Glomerellales, Plectosphaerellaceae. The coding region runs from base 422 to 1216 and encodes 264 amino acids. Gene Ontology annotation, biological process: cilium assembly.
GGUAAAUCUCGGCCAUGACGUGAGAUUGCAAACACGCGGAAACGCUAAAGGCUGACGAGCCGGAUAGUAGUAGGUACUCCGUUCUUCCCGAAGGGCAUGACACCAGAGGGCCGUUUGGCCGGAUCAUACAUCCACAUGUAGCCGCUCAACGGUAGGCAGGAACAGAAAGGACGCUGGUAGAAAACAUCACAAAUAUCUUAUUCUCCCACACUUGUCAGCAUUAUUGGCCUUCCUAUAUUCAGAACGAUUAUAUUAUUUGUCACCUUGUUGAACUUUUUGUUGAGUCUGCGGCUGGAAGACGGAUCAUAAGCCAUUCGAGUCACAAAACCUUCCGUUGUUACCACGACCACAACCCGAACAACUGUCCAACUCACUGACAAGACUCCUCGUCAACUGUUCGAGCUCCCCUGGCAUUAACAAAAUGGCGACCGUGCCCCUUUCCCGAAAUGAUCUCAAUGUCCUCGAGAAGAUCAAGGAUCCCGACUUUGAUCCGUCGGCCAGCAUCUUGCUUGAUCUCUCCCUUCCUCGGGACCCCCAGAUCACCGAUACGUCGGUGUACGAACGCGUUAUCCAGAAGGAGCGUGAAAUCAUCUUGUCCAUGCAACAGCUGGAACUUCAGUUGGCAGGACUGAAACCACAAACUGUCUCCGAACCGGUGCAGGAAUACCAGCGCCUCGUAUCCCAGCUAAAUGACUUCAUUACCGAAUACCCAAACUAUGCCAGCGCGAGAAACAACCGGGUCCAAGCAUUGAGACGACUCUGUGGCGACACCAUGCUACUGGGUGGCCAGAUAGAAGAUGCCAAUCGGUUAAUUCAGCAUCCAGACCCUGCCGAGAAGCAACGAAUGGCGGCUGUGGCUCUGGAAGACCUCGAGAGGUCCAUCUCUCUUCUGUCGCCAAAAAUGGCGUUUGCCGCCAUCUCCCCCCAAGCUGCGAAGACCCUCUCUCUCGCUUACACCCAGAGGGCAGCUAUUUACCACACGACUGGAAAGCACAUCGGUGAGGGAAGGGCGUCGCUCGAAGAUGGAAGAAGGGAGUCGAAGUGGAGCAAGCUGGACUUUGAAGAGGCGGCGUCUCGAGACUUUGCCAUGGGUGGGAGGUACGGGAAUGACAUCGCGAAAGGGUUGGCCGUGAGCACGAAUCCCACGGCUAAGCUUUGUGGACAAAUGGUGCGCGAGGCGAUGAAGAAGGAGUAUGGUCCGGCGUACGGAAACUGAUGCAUGCGUCGAGUUUAGUUGCAAAGGCGAAUGGUUAUGAGUGCUUUGUGAUCUUGGAAGCCGAUGGCCCGUCACCAGGUCCCUAAUUAUUGUUUCUGGUAGAUGGAUCGCAUUUUCUAUGGCGUCUGGAAACUUAUGACGCAUUGAAGAGCUUGCCUAAACGUCU